This is a messenger RNA of Maniola jurtina (meadow brown), 1685 nucleotides long. Its product is annotated as myrosinase 1-like. Lineage: Eukaryota; Metazoa; Arthropoda; Insecta; Lepidoptera; Nymphalidae. Bases 50 to 1666 code for a protein of 538 amino acids. Gene Ontology annotation, molecular function: beta-glucosidase activity. The transcript has 11 exons. The record is from RefSeq and is a predicted model, not a curated record. Gene Ontology annotation, biological process: carbohydrate metabolic process.
CUCCCAUAUUUAAAGUUUGUAAGGUAACAGCCGUCGGUUAGUGGCAAUCAUGUUCUACCACAAAACAGUUGUUUUAUGUGCAGUAUUGCAAGUUUCGUCCAGCAUUAAGAGUAAUAACCACAAGUUUCCGCCCAAAUUCAAGUUCGGUGCAGCCACGUCCUCAUAUCAGAUCGAAGGUGGAUGGAAUGCUGAUGGUAAAGGUGAGAGCACAUGGGACUGGCUGGUGCACACCCACCCGGGCGACGUCGCCGGCCGCGCCACUGGUGACGUGGCCGCUGACUCGUACCACCAGUGGAGGCAGGACGUGAGGAUCGCCGCGAACAUGGGGCUACAGUUUUAUAGGUUCUCAAUAAGUUGGCCGCGGAUUCUGCCCACCGGCUUCACCAACAAGAUCAACAAGGCUGGUGUCAAGUACUACAGCGACCUCAUCGACGCCCUGCUCGCCCAGGGCAUAGAACCUGUCGUCACUUUGUACCACUGGGAGAUGCCGGUGAAGAUCAGAGAUCUUGGUGGUUGGACCAAUCCUCUGAUCGUGGAAUGGUUCGGAGACUACGCGCGAGUCAUCUUCUCCCUGUACGCCGACCGCGUCAAGACCUGGAUCACCAUCAACGAAGCCAUCUCCAUCUGCGACUACGCCUUCACCAAGGGGCAUUUUGCUCCCAAGAUAAAGGAGCCAGAGUUUGCUCCGUUUCUCUGCAAUAAGCACCUUUUGUUGGCACACGCUACUGCUUACAGAAUAUUUGAAAGGGAGUUUAGACCUAAGUAUCCAGGUCGCAUUUCUCUCGCAAACUACGAAUUGUGCAUAAGACCGGCUACAGCGAAUGACACCGAGUUGGCAGAACUGGGAAGACAGCACUCGACAGGUAGAUACUCCCAUCCGAUAUUUUCAAAAGCAGGUGGUUGGCCUCCUGCCAUUGAGAAGCUGAUGCUGGAAUAUAGCUUGAGACAAGGAUACCAGCGUUCCAGAUUGCCAUCUUUCACCAAAGAAGAAGUGGAAUUUAUUAAAGGCACAGCAGAUUUCUAUGGAAUGAACCAUUACACUACGAGUGUAAUCAGACCCGCCAAGCCCGGGGAAGACCCUGGCAUUUGGGUUGUGACUGGGUCGCCUGAACUGAACGCCAUCUUGGAGGCGCCGCCGAAUAGCAAAUUUGGCGUCUCGCCUAUACUUCCGGUCGUCCCAGAAGGCAUCCGGGAACAGCUAUCCUGGAUAAAAAAGGAAUAUGGUGACAUUGACAUAUUGAUUACGGAGAAUGGGUUCUCAACCAAGGAUUACGAACUUAACGACGUGGAUAGAACUCAGUACUUUAAGGAUUACUUGAAACAGGUGCUACUCGCCAUCAAAGUGGACAAUGUGAGCGUGGUAGGAUACGCGGCGUGGUCUCUCAUUGACAGCUUCGAGUGGCUGGACGGAUAUACGACUAAAUUCGGUAUCCACGAGGUGGACUUCACACAUCCGAAGCGCACGCGCACGCCGCGCACGUCCGCUCACUACUUGAGCUGCGUCAUCCGGGGCCGCUCGCUCCACGUGCCCGACUCUUGCUAUAAGGACAAGUACCUAGAUAACAAGGCGAGGAGUCAGGGCAGACGAACAAACGGUAGCAGUUGUCUCUCACGAGGAGUUCCACUACUAAAUAUAUUGUUUCUAGCUUUAAGACGUUUUUUGUGAAUAAAUGAGUCUGUUAUUA